Molecule: messenger RNA, 195 nt
Organism: Exophiala dermatitidis NIH/UT8656
Lineage: Eukaryota; Fungi; Ascomycota; Eurotiomycetes; Chaetothyriales; Herpotrichiellaceae
Exons: 2
Coding region: 1-195 (64 amino acids)
Source: RefSeq, a predicted model, not a curated record
AUGACGCUCUGGUCUUCAUACAAAGCUCUCACCCCGAAAACGCGGGCUAUCAUCGGUGUUGCCCUUAUGGUCAAUGCCUCAGCCAUGCUGAUGUUCUCGGACAAGAUUGAAGCCGCGCUGGGGUUGACGCCGCCUCCGGAGGACGAGACCAAGCUGUUCAAGGUCUAUGGCGUGGAGCGGGAGACUAAAGGCUGA